Rattus norvegicus (Norway rat) is the source of this 1155-nucleotide messenger RNA. RefSeq names its product serine (or cysteine) peptidase inhibitor, clade B, member 6e (gene Serpinb6e). Gene Ontology annotation, cellular component: extracellular region. Gene Ontology annotation, molecular function: serine-type endopeptidase inhibitor activity. The record is from RefSeq and is a predicted model, not a curated record. The coding region runs from base 16 to 1155 and encodes 379 amino acids. Lineage: Eukaryota; Metazoa; Chordata; Mammalia; Rodentia; Muridae. The transcript has 6 exons.
UUCAGGCUUGCCGUCAUGGAUCCUCUGCUGGAAGCAAAUGCUACCUUUGCCUUAAAGGUUUUGAGAGUAUUGGGUGAAGAUAGCUCAAAAAAUGUAUUUUUCUCACCCCUGAGCAUGUUUUCAUCUCUGUCUAUGAUCUUAUUGGGAGCAAAUGGAACCACUGCAAGCCAGAUAAGUAAGGUACUUUCUUUGUAUAAUUGCAACGGCAAUGGAGGGGGAGAUUUCCACCAGUGCUUCCAGUCACUUCUCACUGAAGUGAACAAGUCCGACAGAAGGCACAUGCUCAAAACAUCAAACAGUGUCUUUGUAGAAGACAGUUUUGAAAUCCUAGCAUCUUUUAAAGAUUCCUGUCGCAAGUUCUAUGAAGCAGAGAUAGAAAACAUGGACUUCAAGGGCGCUCCAGAGCAGUCCCGCCAGCAUAUCAACACCUGGGUAGCCAAAAAGACAGAAGAUGUAAUCAGAGAGUUGCUGUCUCCAGGUACAGUAAAUUCAAACACUCAGCUGGUUCUUAUGAAUUCCUUCUACUUCAAAGGAAACUGGGAGAAGCCAUUUAACAAAGAGGACACCAGGGAGAUGCCUUUCAAAGUCAGCAAGAAUGAGAAGAAAAUUGUUCAAAUGAUGUUUAACAAGUCUAACUUCAGAACUUACCAUGUGGAAGAUAUAUCUACCACUCUUGCAUUGCUCCCUUAUCUUGGCAAUCAGUUGAGCAUCACCAUCAUGCUUCCAGAUGAAUACGUUGAACUGAGAACGGUGGAGAAUCAAAUAACUUAUGAGAAACUUAUAGAGUGGACAAGGCUGGAAAAUAUGCAAGAAGAAGAGGUGGAGAUUCUUCUCCCACGGUUUAAACUGGAGGAGAGCUAUGACAUGAAGAAUGUCCUUUGCAAGCUGGGCAUGACUAAUGCCUUUGAAGACGGCAGAGCAGACUUUUCUGGAAUAUCUUCUAAGCCAGGCCUAUUUCUGUCCAAGGUUGUUCACAAGAGUGUAGUGGAGGUGAAUGAGGAGGGCACAGAGGCUGCAGCUCCCACUGAAAUAGUCACGAUGGGGUCACCACUGUCUCCCCAGUGCUUAGUCGCUGACCACCCCUUCCUUUUCCUCAUUCAAGAUGACAGGAACAAAGCAAUUUUGUUCCUUGGCCGGUUUUCCUCUCCCUGUUGA